Molecule: messenger RNA, 1217 nt
Organism: Vollenhovia emeryi
Lineage: Eukaryota; Metazoa; Arthropoda; Insecta; Hymenoptera; Formicidae
Exons: 2
Coding region: 165-935 (256 amino acids)
Source: RefSeq, a predicted model, not a curated record
UAUGAUAAAUCAUAUUCACGUCGUAGUAUAUGUAUAAUAUUAAGAAAUGAAGAGAGAAGAAAUAAAGAAUAAGUCUUCCAUUACCAGACAAAAGUGUGAGAGGCGUUAGAGUAAAACGAAGCGAAGAGACAACGAACCAUUAUGAAACAACAUUGAACAAAGAGAUGGAUUUCUUCCAAGUGAUAAGAGAUAGAAAUGUUACAACUAGUGAAAUAGAAACGACGGGAUACUUUGCGAAAACGCCAGAGACACGUACACAAUAUAACGUGUACGAAUAUGACCAGGAGAGAAUUACGAGUGAAGCGACAAACGGUAUUCUGAAACAGUCUUCGAUCUACUCGGAAAGAUCUACGCUUGCAGACGAUAAUUCUUACGAAGAUAAAGAAUCAUACGAUUACGAGAGAAUUAAAAUGGAAUACAAACAGCAGCUGGAAGACGACGUGAGGGAAGGGAAAGUAUUGAAUUAUACCGAGAAAGAAGGGACAAAGAAUACACUGAGGCGAGCAUUGAAUAGAGUAAUGGAUUUGAAACGACCCAAGAACUGUACAAAGGAAGAAUUAAGUCAGAUUGGGAUUAAAGCGUUAGAAUGCCUUUUAUACGAUUAUCAGCGCACAAAAGACAUAACGGCUGCGAAGAUGGUCCUAUCGAGGACAUGGUUGGUCCUCAGAGUUUGGUUAUUAAUCUACAUUUGCUUAGCAAUUGUCUGCUGGUGUCAAAGAGGAUGGUGCUGCUGCUGUUUCCGCUGUAAAUUUUGUUUUCCGCGAAAAAGGACCGUAUUUAUCAAACAAUACUACGCGAUGAAUCCACCUGGCAUUUUUGUCAAGGAUUUAAGAAAGGGGAAACAAGUGAAAGAUGAGGCUACUGUUAAAUAUGAGGCUACUGAAUACGAAUACGAUGCGUACAAGACUCUUGAGGCUGCGAUAAGAAAUAUAUGAAUAUUUCGCGCAUCCGUUAUCCGCUAAUUGCAUAUAAUUUAGGAUAAAAAAAUCAGUGUUUGUUCGUACGUCGGUCAGAGCUCUUACGACACAGAAACAAAAACAUUUCCUUGGGCGUAUGAAUGAGAGAUAUGUUUGUAUUUCCGGACAAUGAUUGUACCAAUUGUAUAAUUGUUAAUUGUAGCUACAUUCAACGUCAUGAUUAUAUUCAACUUCAUUAAUAAUUUGAUAUGUGGUACUUUUUUACGCAGCAUCAAACGUGUGUUCAACCUAGACCUAAUC